AUGCAAGCCUCGCUUGGCCUUCUCGUCCUAGGUCGGUGGCAAUCUGUGAGGCGAGGUUGUGUUGUUUCCGUUCCAUGGGUCCUGGGCCCGGGAGCCCAUGAAGAGCGAGGCUUCAGAGCCGCCUAUGACCCUCCUCCCGAGCACAACCCUGUUUACUGCGAAACUUUCUCGCUUGAAGAUCGCCAGGAUUUGCCGAGCACUGACAUUCUACAGUAUGUCAACUCUCGACUGAAUAACGAGCAGAUGGGAGAAGAAGGCGAUCCCGACCACUGCAGUUCUUGCCAUUUGAGGUCGAAGUUCGCCAGCACGGCAAAGAUGGAGCUCGCAAUCGCACCACCGUCAAGGGUUGGGGUUGGAGUUGUACUCCGACAACCGCUGGUUGUGACAUUCAGCACCGGCGAUGGAAAGAAAAGAGCCAACGGCGGGACAUCAUCAACAGUCUUCCGCGACAUGAGCGGGGUCUGGGCGUUUGUGUCGCUCACAUCGGCCGACAUGCAACAAACUCUGGAUCCGCCUCAGAGCGACCUUCUGCGUGGCAAAAGGGCGGAUUCGAUCCACUUAGUCCACCAAGAACAAGAGGGCAGUGACCACGUCACUUUUGCCUACGCGAAAUUUCGAGAACUGGCCAUCACCAAGCCAGGAUCAUACCGAAUCCGAGUGAACAUCAUCGCUAUGAACGAGUCAUUGGAAAGGGAUCCAGCUGGGUUGGACGUGGGAACGGUGCUGCCUUCUCUGUAUUCGGACAUCAUCGAUGUGGUGGAAGUAGACGAGCCGGUUAUCGAUGACGCCGCGACAAUAGCGGCCCGCAACCGAUUACGUGCUAUCGGCGUCGAUUGCUAA
Messenger RNA from Exophiala aquamarina CBS 119918, 840 nucleotides. RefSeq lists its product as uncharacterized. The transcript is spliced from 4 exons. Lineage: Eukaryota; Fungi; Ascomycota; Eurotiomycetes; Chaetothyriales; Herpotrichiellaceae. Bases 1 to 840 code for a protein of 279 amino acids. The record is from RefSeq and is a predicted model, not a curated record.